Ananas comosus (pineapple) is the source of this 6124-nucleotide messenger RNA. Its product is annotated as cyclin-dependent kinase G-2. Bases 310 to 2442 code for a protein of 710 amino acids. NCBI's taxonomy places the organism in Eukaryota, Viridiplantae, Streptophyta, Magnoliopsida, Poales, Bromeliaceae. Gene Ontology annotation, biological process: regulation of mitotic cell cycle; protein phosphorylation. Gene Ontology annotation, cellular component: nucleus. The transcript is spliced from 10 exons. Gene Ontology annotation, molecular function: ATP binding; cyclin-dependent protein serine/threonine kinase activity. The record is from RefSeq and is a predicted model, not a curated record.
CAAAUACGCGCUGACGUGAUUCGCCCUAGCCCUAAUUAAGAGAGAGAAGCAACCCGGAAGGCGGACAAAAGCGUCCUGAGAUUUUACGGAAGCUCCGCUGCCUGCUUCAUUUUCUCUUCCAGAGCCGUCGGGGGAGAACUCUCAUCGCCGCCGCCUCUCUUCCAGGUCCGAUAAAUUCUCUAAUUCCCCAUCUCUCUUAUCCUCUCCGCUCCCUCCUCCCUAAUCAUCUAGGGUUCCAAUUGCCUGGGUUUGCGAUAUCUAGGGUUUCGUAAGGUUCGGCGUUCCCUGGAUCGGAAUCUUGUGGUUUCAAUGGCGUCGGGGCGGCACGGGGGUCUGCGAGACAACCAAUCCAGGGGCCUUGAAUUGGAUAAGGAGGCGUCGAGGAGGAAGGGGCAUCGCCCGGAUCGAAGGAGCCGCCGCGGCCGCGAUUUGGGGGCUAGGGUUGGGGAUUCGCAGGGGCUCCCCAAGAAGAGGGAGCCUUUGAAUGGCUAUCACCGCCACCAUCACCAGCAGCCGGAGAAGCGGCAGAGCAUCGUCGUCGAGAACGGACACUGCUCGGCCGGAGGCGGCGAAGAUGAUCAGAAAAGGAGCCGGCUUUCGGGGCGGUCGGCUGAUCGGGAGCCUGGGGAGCUGUCUGGCGGCAGCGGAUCGGAGGGCCCUGAGGCACCGCAGCUGCAGGUUAAUAAUGAUAACGGAUUCCAGGAUGGGGAAAACGGCCGCUCGAUACCCUCUCCGAGCAAGAAGAGGAAGUUCUCUCCUAUAGUGUGGGAUAGGGAUGACGGGAGGCAGUCCACUACUGCUACUGCUACUGCUACUGUUAGUGCUAUUGCUAUUGCUAUUGCUACUUCUGUAAGUAGAAAAGAAUUGGUUGAGCCCGUCGAACUCCCCCCGCCUCCUCCUCCCCUGCCUCGCGGGCACGUCUUGCCAAAUUCGAUUGAUUCGCCUCGUGACCGUGAGUUGGGCGGCUAUCCGGAAGCCGAGCAGAUGGAAGAGGACGAUUAUGAGUACCCUACUGCACGGAACAUUUCAUCUUCUCGCUGGGCCGAUGGGAACAAUGCACUUGAUGAUGAAAAAGAUGAAGACGCAGAGGCUGUGCCGAAGAAAAAGAGAAGUACGUCGCCGGCUGAUUCGUUGGGAAAAGGAUCGCUUAAGAAAGUUCCAAGCCCUGAGCUUGGAGAGAUUGUGAGGGAGGGUUCUGCAGGGGCUGUGUCUAAGUCGUCUGGUUCCGGACGGGACGACUAUAUGGAUAUUGACAGGAAUGAGGCCGACAGCUAUGUGUCUGAUCGAAUGUCUGAGACAGAGUCAGAGGAUGAGGAUUAUGGGGCUAAAACCCCUGAACCUGCACAGCCGCCACAAAGAUGUAUCAACAUGCUGCAAGGGUGCAGAAGCGUCGAUGAGUUUGAGAGGCUCAACAAGAUAGAUGAAGGCACCUAUGGAGUUGUGUACAGAGCAAGGGACAAGAAGACUGGCGAGGUUGUUGCGCUGAAGAAGGUUAAGAUGGAGAAGGAACGAGAGGGCUUCCCGCUGACCUCUCUGAGGGAGAUAAACAUUUUGUUGUCUUUUCAUCACCCUUCCAUUGUUGAUGUUAAGGAAGUUGUUGUAGGUAGCAGCCUAGAUAGUAUAUUCAUGGUAAUGGAGUACAUGGAGCAUGAUCUUAAAGGGCUCAUGGAGGCGAUGAAGCAACCCUUUAGUCAGAGUGAGGUUAAGUGCUUGAUGCUGCAGCUGUUGGAGGGUGUCAAGUAUCUUCAUGACAACUGGGUAUUGCACAGGGAUCUGAAGACUUCAAAUAUACUUUUGAAUAACCGUGGUGAGUUAAAAAUAUGUGAUUUUGGACUGGCUCGUCAAUAUGGCAGCCCAUUGAAGCCAUAUACUCAGUUGGUUGUGACUUUGUGGUAUAGGGCACCUGAACUUCUACUAGGAGCAAAAGAAUACUCUACUGCUAUUGACAUGUGGUCAUUGGGUUGUAUAAUGGCUGAACUUUUAGCCAAAGAACCGCUUUUUAAUGGGAAAACCGAGUUUGACCAGCUUGACAAGAUAUUUAGAACACUUGGCACACCAAACGAGAAGAUAUGGCCGGGAUUUGCUAAAUUACCUCAUGUGAAAGCCAACUUUGUCAAGCAACCGUACAACAGGCUGCGGGAAAAGUUCCCGCCCACAUCAUUUUCGGGACGCCCGUCCUUGUCGGAAGCUGGAUUUGACUUACUCAACAAACUGUUGACUUAUGACCCUGAGAAGCGUAUAACAGCAGAAGCUGCUCUCAAACAUGAUUGGUUUCGUGAAGUUCCUCUGCCUAAAUCAAAGGAUUUCAUGCCAACAUUCCCUGCUCAACAUGCACAGGACAGGCGUCUAAGGAGGACCAUGAAGAGUCCUGAUCCACUUGCGGAGCAGCGAAUAAAAGAGUUACAGAAAGGGGAGUUAGGGACACACAGCCUUUUCGGUUAAGAGAAACCAAAGUUCUGGUAGAGCACACAGCUAUUGAUGAUCGAUGCAAUACUAACACUGGUAGUGACAGCAGGUUGAUUUCUCUGAGGAUAAAAUGUGCUUGGCCUAUUCAUGAGAUAAAGCAAUCCUCUAAUGAAACCUACAUCGUAAGGUGUGGCAUAUUGGAUUUGUUGCUCAAGUCAAUAUCACUUUUGAAUGCAUUUAUGUAACAUAUUCCUUACUUGUAAUCUUUAAAUGAUGCCAAACAUCUUGGUCUUGAAAUAUCUGAAGUUUAUAAAUAUUUUAUCUUCAUUGUUGGUACCUUUUCCUUUGAUCUUUGCAUUUAUUUUGCAAGAGACGAAUGAUGUGAAGCGGAAGAUCAUUUUAGCUUGUCCUGAGGUGGUCUUUUCUUUUUCUGAAGGAAUUGAGGGGAGAAUUCUAGCAGAAAGUUUUAAGUUUGCGGUUCUUCAAAAUCUGGAGCUUGACAGCUCUUGAACUUGGUGAACCUACUAGGUUUUCUUUUUCUCAAAAAAAAAAAAGCCCCCACUGAAAGCGUGGAAACUCCCAUUGGUCAGUAUACUACUCUUGUUUCUUCUUGUCCAGUCAUGCUAAGUUAUUGCGGACAAAUAAUUUGGCCUGUCUUAUCAUUGUUCUGAUGCUUCAAUUUGCUCACUUCUCAAUUUUAUACUCUUCUACGAUGUUGUUUGCCUGUUAAGUUACAUACGAUGGCGAGGUGGCAAUUUUCUGUCCUUUUCCCUUUUUUUCUCUGUUUUCCCCCCCUUUUUUCCUUCUCAUAUAGCUGUAAUGCUAUCACCAAGUUGCUGUUGCUGUAGAAUUGUUCUUCAAGGCACUAUUGAUAUUGAUGCCGCAAAUUGAUGCUGCAGUUCCAUAGACAGCAACUCGAAUGGGAUAGGUGAUACUGCCAGGGUAAGUCGAGUAUGUUCCAGGUGAAUGCUUAUGUUCUUGAGAAAUCUGUUCUGGAUUUAGUGAAAGUUGGUUUAUAAAACUUUACUAAUAUAUUCCCAUCGUCUAUGUGCAAAGAAUAGUGCUGAUUUUUGUGUAUGCCUUGUCCGCAUGAUGCGCGUGGCGCGUAGCUCCUAAUCUUUUAAUGUGGCCAAGAUAGUGUUCGGAGUCAUACUGUGGCCUGAUAUAUUGUUUUUACAACCGUUUGCUGGACUUCGGGGAAUGGUAUUUUUUGGCUCUUGUUUCAUGCAUUUUAUCUUUUGUUUAUGAUAUCUAAUAAAACCUGCUUUUUUGUGAAAUACAAUCUUAUGGAUUAGAAAGAUGUCGUUCAUCGUCCACUAUGUUUUGUAUUUACAUAGCACGUUCAUUCUUCAAUUAUCACUUUUCCCGCUUUCAAAUAUAUCUGGAAAAUGUGUAUUUAUUAGUCAUUGGGACAUUUGUUUGUAAACAAUAUACCAGAAACGAGUAGGCUUUAAAAAUAUCAUACAAAAAAUUUAACUUGUACAGUGCUACCAUUUUUUAUUCUUUGGAAUGAGUUUGAUUGGCCAGUCGCCUCGCUUUUCUAAUAAUGAGGUCGGUUGAUUGGCCAGUCAUCCUACAAUUUAGGUGUUAAACUUGAUGCUACUGUUGAGUGGGGCUCUGGAUCCUGUUCAGCUAACUGGCCUAGUAUAAUUAUUUUUCCUACUCAGGUGUUCUGAUGUUGUUAAUGCUCUUGUUUCCAUGUCUAAGAAUUAUAUCAGAAUGGUUUUCUUCGGAGGGUGUGGUCUACAGAUAAGAUUCUUUUUCUUUGUUAAAGAGAUAGAGAAUGACAAUGUAGCUCUUCCAAUUUUUUAGUAUACAUCUUUAGGAGCCCUUUCUAUCAAGGUGAAGAGAAGAAAGGGCACCUCUUUGUGAGAGAGAUGCCCACAAGUAAUAGCUCCUACCAGUUGGUGUCCUAGCCAGCUAGGAGUCAUCAGGGAUUUGAGGACUGAGGAGGAAUUCAGUCUGUCAAAAGUUCACCAGGAAUUCUUCGGCACCGUAUCACCAUGGAGAGGCACUAUAGGAGCUUCUAGAUGCCUAAACCUGCAACUGAAGGGAUAUUUUAAGAUUGACCGGUUGAAUAGUGCUUUGCCUAGGUGGCAUAUUUCGAAAACAACAAAACCAGAAAACUGCAAUCAUUCGGAAAAGAUGGUGACUUCGAUAAAGUUUCUACUCUAGUCUUUUAUGUCGACAUAAUAAAUAGAAAGCCUGACCAUCAAAGCUAUCUGUUAUCACAACUUCUAUCUACACUCCAUGACAGAAUGAGAUGUCCAUCAUACUGAAGGUAGGAUCAUGAUAUCAUUUCUUGAAGCUUCAUCAAGAAGGCGAGCAUGAAGGUGGGGCUGUUUUUCACUAUGUUGAUAAGCAAUUACAUGGAGGUAUGCUAAUUUACGAACUUGGUCCUUUUGAUGCGGAUGAAUAGUGUUCAUAUUUUGGAGUCUAUCAAUGUCCACACAUACCUUGCCAAGAAGUUCUUUUGCUCAUAAACCGCCCUGUUGCUCGCGAUAUGAAUUGCCCAUUUUGAUUUAAGGUUUCUUCGGUGGUCUGCUUAGUUUGAUAUUUAAUGCAAAUCACUUUUUGCGUGACGCGGCACACUGGACAAAUUCACUACGAUAUGGACAUCCUUUCAUAUGGACAGUGACCUAUAAGUUGUUACAAAUGGUACAAAGAUCAGGUUGGUACAGAAACUCUGCUUAAGCAUAGGGUAGGGUUGGGGCCGUAAAGAUUUGUUGACACUACUGUCUGUAUGAUCUGCCACAAUUCAGUUCACCCAGACUGCUAACCUUCAAGAAGCACUCAGUAGCUGUGUGAUCAUAAGUUGAUCGAUUCACAACUUUUCAUUGGUUUUCUCGAAGAUCACGUUUGGAGUCCAAGCUGGGGGGAAAAUGUUUGGAUCUUUUUUAGUGAUUGGAUGGAUUUUGUGCAACCGUGAUGCUGGGAACAAAUGUAAAGAAAAGGAAAGGAUGGCUCUGUCGUCCCCACAUAAUUGCCUUAGAAUGUACUGAUUCCCACAGCUGGGAGGGGCAGUAACUACAAUUCAUAGCUACUGUCUACUGAGGUAUGUUCCGUAGUACAUUCGUAAGUCGCAGGUGAACUGAUGCCCAGUGGAAUUCUAGAUGGUUCAAAUGAGAAAGUUGCCAUUUGUUAUGAUAUAUAAUACUGAUUCCACUCUCUUGAAAUUCUUUCUGAUGUAAGCAGCAAGUACAUAUUCUCUCUGAUGUGUGUGAUCUGCUUAAUAAAUGCCAGGCACUUCUAAAGCCUGUUGUGGUUUGCAGCAUGUUCACUUGAACAAAACAAUAGCAAGUCGCAUUGGCCCGGUAACCAAGCAAAGCAACUGGCAUCAGUAUGUAUUACUUGGUCUCCAGUAUCUAUUAGUUUCUUUUAACUGCCAGAUGAGACUCCAUCUCUUGUUAUUGCAGUACCAAGUUAGGUUACGUUCAUUCUUUAACAGAGGUGCCAUAGUGAUAUGGUUGCAGCCAAGAUGUGUACUCUCAUUUUGUUCUUUUAACAAAACUGAGCUGUUUUAAUUAAGUUUAUCUCUAUGAAAUUAGUUUGUUUUGACAGCAUUGCUUGUUAUGUGUGCCUUCAUUUUCAGGUGUUUCUUUUGUCGGAAGAUACAGGUGCACUUCUAGCUGCACUUUUGCUGUAUCUGUUUUCUGAUGUUGUAAUUGUUUUUCAUAAAUGUUAUCGGUUAUUCAUUGAAUAUAAACUCUUUUCGAAA